Messenger RNA from Soboliphyme baturini, 585 nucleotides. NCBI's taxonomy places the organism in Eukaryota, Metazoa, Nematoda, Enoplea, Dioctophymatida, Soboliphymatidae. The record is from the annotation of a GenBank genome assembly.
AUGUUUACCGUAUCCGUGGUGGUGAUGGCGGUCGCAGCUUCCGCUCACACUGGUAAGACUGACCAACGGCCAUCGACCAGCGGUACCGAUUUUACGGGGCUUUACUCUGGUUUACAAACUGUCGACGAGCGAAUCGUAAGGCAACCCAGGCAAUUCGAAGAAGUCGAACCAGCGGCACGAAAAGUGCCACGUGGCGAUUAUGAUUAUGAGUCUAGACAACGACCGACUGGACGAGGAAGGAAUGCCCGACGCCGGCGACCGCUUGGCCACGGACACGUACAAGACAGCCUUACGUCUGAUUACGAAAAUAUUGAUUCCAUUCCUUACCGUGGUGGUCCAGUUGGACGUGGCAGUGAUAGAGAAAGUGGUAGAGGUCUUUUAGGAAGGGGAGGAUUAGGAAGAGGUGGUUUAGGGAGGGGCAGAUUAGGAGACGGCACAUUAGACGAGGAGAGGCAAGGAGGUGGAUUAGGAAGAGGUGGUGCACUUGGAAGGCUGCUGAAUUUAUUCGGAGUCGGCGGCGGAAGAGGAGGCAAAGGCGGAGGCGGUAUUGGAGGUCUUCUGAACCUGCUUGGACUCUUUGGAUGA